UGGCCGCAGAGGCUUGUGACAGCGGCGCCCAUUGGCUGUGGCGGCCCCCGUGACGUGGGGUGGCGACUGGCUCCCGUGUCUGAGGGGCUCCUGCUUGUCAGGUUCUAGCUCAUGUUUCUGGCUAGACCUAUGAUCAUUCCCAUGAGACUUCACUUCACCGUUUUCUCAAGUGUCUUCCUCAUCCCUAAUGUGUAAUCCUUCUACAUGGACCUGCUACUUUAGCUAAGAUAUGACCAGCAAUGAAUAGUAGUAAGAUAUGUGCUGAUUAGAAGGCUCACUUGUGCAGCGUGGAGGAUAAGACAGUGCCUUACAAAAAUGGGGUUUGGGAGUGACCUGAAGAAUUCACAUGAAGCUGUGUUAAAACUGCAAGACUGGGAAUUACGGUUACUGGAAACAGUGAAGAAAUUUAUGGCCCUGAGAAUAAAAAGUGAUAAAGAAUAUGCAUCUACUUUACAGAACCUUUGUAAUCAAGUUGAUAAGGAAAGUACUAUUCAAAUGAAUUAUGUCAGCAAUGUAUCUAAGUCUUGGCUACUUAUGAUUCAGCAGACAGAACAACUUAGUAAGAUAAUGAAGACACAUGCAGAGGACCUAAAUUCUGGACCCUUACACAGGCUCACCAUGAUGAUCAAAGACAAGCAACAGGUGAAGAAAAGUUAUAUAGGUGUUCAUCAGCAGAUAGAGGCAGAGAUGAUCAAGGUUACAAAGACAGAAUUAGAGAAAUUAAAAUCUAGCUAUAGACAAUUAAUAAAAGAAAUGAAUUCUGCCAAAGAGAAAUAUAAAGAAGCUUUAGCUAAAGGGAAAGAAACUGAAAAGGCCAAGGAACGUUACGACAAAGCCACAAUGAAACUUCAUAUGUUACAUAAUCAGUAUGUAUUGGCAUUGAAAGGGGCACAGCUUCAUCAGAAUCAAUAUUAUGACACCACACUUCCUCUGCUUCUGGACUCCUUACAAAAGAUGCAAGAAGAAAUGAUAAAAGCACUAAAAAGUAUAUUUGAUGAAUACAGCCAGAUAACCAGUCUUGUUACAGAGGAAAUAGUGAAUGUCCAUAAAGAGAUUCAGAUGUCGGUUGAACAGAUAGACCCUAGCACAGAAUACAAUAAUUUUAUAGAUGUUCACAGAACAACGGCUGCUAAAGAGCAAGAAAUUGAGUUUGAUACUUCCUUACUAGAAGAAAAUGAAAAUCUUCAGGCAAAUGAGAUUAUGUGGAAUAAUUUAACAGCAGAAAGUUUACAAGUAAUGUUGAAAACUUUAGCAGAGGAACUCAUGCAGACGCAGCAGAUGCUUUUAAAUAAGGAGGAGGCUGUCCUGGAACUAGAGAAAAGAAUUGAGGAAUCUUCUAAGACCUAUGAAAAGAAGUCUGAUAUUGUGCUUCUGUUAAGCCAAAAACAGACACUUGAAGAGCUGAAACAGUCAGUCCAGCAGCUGAGAUGUACUGAGGCAAAGUUUACAGCACAGAAAGAAUUACUAGAGCAAAAAGUACAAGAAAAUGAUGGGAAGGAGCCACCUCCAGUAGUCAAUUAUGAAGAAGAUGCACGAUCAGUUACAUCUAUGGAAAGAAAGGAGAGGCUAUCCAAAUUUGAGUCUAUUCGUCAUUCAAUUGCUGGAAUAAUUAGGUCUCCAAAAUCUGCACUGGGCUCUUCAACAUUCUGUGAUACAAUCCCCAUAAGUGAGAAGCCCCUGGCAGAGCAGGACUGGUACCAUGGUGCAAUUCCCAGAAUAGAAGCGCAGGAUCUGUUAAAACAACAAGGAGACUUCUUGGUGCGAGAGAGUCAUGGGAAACCUGGUGAAUAUGUCCUUUCUGUAUUUUCUGAUGGACAAAGGAGACACUUUAUCAUACAAUUUGUUGAUAAUAUGUAUCGAUUUGAAGGCACUGGGUUUUCAAACAUCCCUCAACUUAUAGAUCAUCACUAUACAACAAAACAGGUCAUCACUAAGAAAUCAGGUGUAGUUCUGCUGAAUCCUAUUCCUAAGGAUAAGAAAUGGGUUCUCAAUCAUGAAGAUGUCACAUUGGGAGAAUUACUGGGCAAGGGAAAUUUUGGUGAAGUAUAUAAGGGCGUAUUAAAGGAUAAAACUGCUGUUGCUGUUAAAACAUGUAAAGAAGAUCUUCCUCAGGAACUGAAAAUAAAAUUUUUACAAGAAGCCAAAAUUCUCAAGCAAUAUGAUCAUCCCAAUAUUGUCAAACUUAUAGGAGUUUGCACACAAAGACAGCCUAUCUACAUCAUUAUGGAACUGGUUCCAGGAGGUGAUUUCCUCUCCUUCCUGAGAAAGAAAAAGGAUGAAAUAAAACUCAAACAAUUAGUGAAAUUUUCAUUAGAUGCUGCCUCUGGUAUGUCAUAUCUCGAGAGUAAAAACUGUAUACACAGGGAUCUUGCUGCAAGAAACUGCCUGGUAGGUGAAAAUAAUGUUCUAAAAAUCAGUGACUUUGGAAUGUCUCGUCAAGAGGAUGGUGGAGUGUAUUCAUCUUCUGGCUUAAAGCAGAUUCCCAUUAAAUGGACAGCACCAGAAGCUCUUAAUUAUGGAAGAUACAGUUCUGAGAGUGACGUGUGGAGCUUUGGCAUCCUCCUCUGGGAGACCUUUAGCUUAGGGGUCUGCCCAUACCCUGGAAUGACAAAUCAGCAAGCACGGGAACAAGUGGAGAGAGGAUACCGAAUGUCAGCCCCUCAGCAUUGUCCAGAGGACAUUUUUAAAAUUAUGAUGAAAUGUUGGGAUUAUAAACCUGAAAACCGCCCCAAGUUCAGUGAACUGCAGAAAGAGCUUGCUGUCAUCAAGAGGAAAGUCACAUAGUGACAGAAGUACAACAGCCUUCAGGACUCGGUCCUGCAGCUGAUGAUCUCGUUCUUCUCGUUAACAAUGAGUUCAUACCACGUUACCUGCAACAGUCUUCUAAGGUUAUUGUUUUUAUUAACUGUUUUUUUAAAUAUGUGCCAUUUAAAAAAAAGUCAAAGGCAAGUGCAUUCAAGAAACAGACAGUCCUACCAAGGGCUUGAUUAGCUCACCACAGCAAUCCUACCAUUUCAGGCUGUUGUACAUAGAAAAGCACAGGCUCUAAAUGAGAGAUGACACAGCUCUCUUUUUCACACCGGGACCAUUCACGUUUCUCAGAGGUUUUCUACUUCAGGCACAGUUCCUGGGCUGCUGUCCCAUGCCGCAGACCCCACUCAGUUGGUGCUAUAUGCUGCAUUGGUAAUGCCGUAUUGGCAGGACACAUUCCAACCACGGUUGGCUUUCUGCUCUGCCAAGGCAAGAUUACAUUUGUAAACAUCAUUUUAUUUUGGGAAUUAUUUGGACCUCCUAGAGUUUUUCUUUUCUUUCUUGCCAGAAAUAAGCACAGUGUAAGAAUCAUCACAUUCCUUUAUUAUUAGUAAGUCUGUCAUUUCCCUCCUCCUUUGUCCGGGCAUCAGAAAAUGAUGCGUGAAAUGUCCUCAGAGAGCACACCCUUAGAGUUGAGGCAGCAGCUUUUAAAGGAUGUUUUAGAGAGCUGUGACCGCAGGAAGUCAGUUUGAACAGGGGAGUGGUCUGGAGAAAGGAGCAGCCAGAGUAGUGAUCAGAGAAGAGAAGAAACAGAAAAUAUAAAAUCUGCCUUCUCAUCAGAGUUAUGCCUUUACACACACAC
This is a messenger RNA of Ceratotherium simum simum (southern white rhinoceros), 3613 nucleotides long. RefSeq names its product FER tyrosine kinase (gene FER). Lineage: Eukaryota; Metazoa; Chordata; Mammalia; Perissodactyla; Rhinocerotidae. Gene Ontology annotation, molecular function: non-membrane spanning protein tyrosine kinase activity; ATP binding. Gene Ontology annotation, biological process: peptidyl-tyrosine phosphorylation. The record is from RefSeq and is a predicted model, not a curated record.